UACAUAAUAAAAUAUCGAUUUUUAUUUCAACACUGAGAACAGAGCUUUAAGUAUUUAAUAGUUAGUAUUACGGUAUCAGUAUCGGUUCAUAAGAUACGUGUGGUGUAAGUGUGUUGAUAUUAACUAUUAUUUCUCUAAAAUAACAUAUGAUUAAUUCUGUAUAUAUGUAUUUUAUGUAUAUAUAAAAUAAUAUAAUGAAGUCAUCAAGAUUAGCACAUAUAUUUUCAUUUAUCUUAAUGGUGAACAUUGUGUCAUCGGAAUUUUCAGCUGAUGAUUGUAAAAGUUUAGGUUUCAAUAAAGCUAAUUUACUUUGUUCUACCUGUGAGGAAUUUAAUAAACAUGGUUUAACAGAAAUAUUGAGUAAUUGCAAAGAAUGUUGUUUGAAAGACGAUGAUUAUGAUGCAUCUGGGUUAAAAAAAUACCCACGUGCUGUCCUUGAAGUAUGCACAUGCAAGUUUGGUACAUAUCCACAAAUACAAGCUUUCAUAAAAAGUGACCGACCUAGCAAAUACAAAAAUUUACAAAUAAAAUAUGUUAGAGGCUUAGAUCCAAUAAUUAAAUUAUUAGAUGCGGAUAAUAAAGUUGAAGAUAUUUUAGACAUACACAAAUGGGAUACUGAUUCUGUUGAUGAAUUUUUAGCAACUCAUCUUUCGAUGGAUUAAUAUUAUCAUUGAUAAUGGUAUAUAUUUAAGUUUUAUUAUUAAGUGUAAAUAAUCAUGUUUGUUAUGUAAUUUACGUUCAAAAAGUAUUUUUAAUUAGAUCACUGCUCCUCCCUGUCUUAAGAAUUCUUUAAUUCUAUGAUAUUAAAAAAAUACUUUGUAACAACACUAUAUAAAUGGUAUUCAUAUUAAAAAGGUGCAAAAUAAAACUUAUUAUUUUUUAGACCA
Bombus impatiens (common eastern bumble bee) is the source of this 887-nucleotide messenger RNA. Its product is annotated as selenoprotein F. Bases 195 to 662 code for a protein of 155 amino acids. The record is from RefSeq and is a predicted model, not a curated record. Lineage: Eukaryota; Metazoa; Arthropoda; Insecta; Hymenoptera; Apidae. Gene Ontology annotation, cellular component: endoplasmic reticulum lumen. The transcript is spliced from 4 exons. Gene Ontology annotation, molecular function: oxidoreductase activity.